Cuculus canorus (common cuckoo) is the source of this 2537-nucleotide messenger RNA. RefSeq names its product magnesium transporter NIPA2. Bases 49 to 1122 code for a protein of 357 amino acids. Lineage: Eukaryota; Metazoa; Chordata; Aves; Cuculiformes; Cuculidae. Gene Ontology annotation, molecular function: magnesium ion transmembrane transporter activity. Gene Ontology annotation, cellular component: membrane. Gene Ontology annotation, biological process: magnesium ion transport. The transcript is spliced from 5 exons. The record is from RefSeq and is a predicted model, not a curated record.
CCGCCGGAAGCCGGUCCCUCGCCCCGACCCGGAAGCGGCGCCGUCGCUAUGGGGGACGCGGGCGUGCGGCCCGGGUUCUACGUGGGGCUGGGCUUGGCCCUGGGCUCCAGCGCCUUCAUCGGUGGCAGCUUCAUCCUCAAGAAGAAGGGGCUGCUCCGGCUGUGCCGUCGCGGCCGCGCCAGGGCAGGACAAGGAGGUCACGCGUACCUACAGGAGUGGCUUUGGUGGGCAGGGCUGCUGUGCAUGGGAAUUGGAGAAGCUGCAAAUUUUGCUGCCUAUGCCUUUGCCCCUGCGACGCUGGUAACUCCUCUGGGUGCUCUAAGUGUCCUUGUGAGUGCAGUUCUGUCUUCUGUCUUCCUGAAUGAGCAGCUGAAUGUUCAUGGGAAAAUUGGCUGCAUCUUGAGUAUCCUGGGCUCCACGGUGAUGGUUAUCCAUGCUCCGCAGGAAGAAGAGGUUUCCAGCCUAGAGUCAAUGGCAGAGAAGCUGAAAGAUCCAGGAUUCAUUGUAUUUGCUGUGUGUGUGCUGGUGAGCUCCCUUCUGCUUAUCUUCGUGGCUGGACCCCGUUACGGACAGAGCAACGUCCUGGUGUAUGUUUUGGUCUGCUCUGCCAUCGGCUCACUUUCUGUAUCCUGCGUCAAAGGCUUGGGGAUUGCUCUGAAAGAACUGUUUUCUGGGAAGCCAGUCCUGAAAGAACCACUGGGUUGGGUGCUCCUGGUGUGCCUGGUGAUCUGCAUCAGUGUCCAGAUCAACUAUCUGAACAAAGCCUUGGACAUCUUCAACACAUCUGUGGUCACCCCUAUUUACUACGUGCUCUUCACCACAGCAGUUAUGACGUGCUCUGCCAUCCUCUUCAAGGAGUGGCAACACAUGGUGCUAGACAACAUCAUUGGCACUGUCAGUGGUUUCCUCACCAUCGUGUCCGGCAUCUUCCUCCUGCACGCCUUCAGGGACAUGCCCUUCACCCCUGACCUCCUGCCCCUCUUCCUGCAGGGCAGGGCAGACCUGCACACCUCAUGGAGGAGUGUGGACCGACAUCAGUCAUGUCAGCACCAGCCUCUUCUGCCCUCAGAGGACAAAGGGUCUCGGAGCGCAGAGGAGGAGGAGGAAGGUGAAAGCAUGUGAGGGAGCCUCUGAACUGCUUAGCUUUCUGCUCCUGCUACUGAGCAGCUCAUGCUGCCUCAGUUGCUGCUGGGUACGCUGCACAGGCAGUAGCAGUGUCCGUCUACCUGUCCCUGGUGCGAGAUGGGUGACCUGCCACUGACAGGGACAGCAGCCUCCUGCGCCUGCAGACAGGAGCCCUGGGAACACCCCAGUUCCUAGGAUCCAGUGCCUCUUCACUCUUUUACAUGAAGAAUUGGUCUGCCCUUGUCAGGACGCAGCCUUUGGCUGCACAGAGGCCCGCAACACUAACCCAGUGGUAAUUUACUGAAGGCAAAGGCCAUGCAUCUGUGGGGGCCUCACAGUGUUUUUUAAGUAUACUUGAAUUAACGGUUACAAAAUAACCUAAAGUACUGCUGAGACUACCUGGAGGGAAGAUGAAGUUCUGGCUUGAGAGGUGACAUACCCAGAAUAUUAAUUCAAAAAUCCCUCUGUCAAGUACUUGUUUCGCUCACUCUGCUAGAAUUUAUUUACAGAUUCACAUCCAAGAACAGAAUACAGCCCAAACUGGACAACUUCAGCGGUGCUGCCAUGUGCUGCUGUGGCUUUUAUGGAGGGACUAGCCUCUUCACAUGAUGUCUGCUGUGCAGGCUGAUGAAACACCUGCUCACUGUAUUCUAUUAAAAUCUGAUUCAUUCAGUUAGCGAGUGGCAAGCGAUAUUGUACUGAGAGCUGGGCCAGCGCUAAAAGGCAUGAAGGAUUCCAGGGGCAGGAAGUACUGUGAGAAACUCAACAUAGGGACAGAGAAGGAAUCACUUGCUGUGGGAACAGGAGUGACCCAAGAGUCCUUAGCUAUUGAGGUAAGUCUCUGAAGGAUAAUUAGAGCGCUGUGUCCUCACUUACGUGGGUUUAUAUCUGCAUAACUCUGUUUAACACAUCCUGAAUUUGCUCCCAGGAAGGCUGGUGGCUAGAAGGCGCCUGUAUUAGAAAAUCUGGCCCUGUCCCACCACCCAUGGCAAAUGGAUGCAUGCGGAACUGCUGUACCAGGUUCCUUGUAGAGCUCCAAGCCACUGCCAGUGGCUCACUCCAGGCUUCCCAGAGCCACGCUGUAUGUAAAUACUGCUGGAAUUCCAUGCUCCCUGUCCAGAGGGUGGAUCAGUACCUUGUUUGUCCAGUCAGAAGCUCCUCUCUGUGCACUGGGGACAGAGCUGCAGAAGCUGCAGCAUAGGCCUCCCUCCAGUGAUCGCCACAGGUAAAAGCGCAUGAAGUUAUGAAGUAGCUGGUUACUUAUUUCCUGCAUUUAGUCUUUCUAAAUAAACUGUUCCUUUACAGCACAGCAGGAGCUGAUAAGCCUUUGGGGAAGAGGAGGAAAGGCCAUACCCUCUCCCAGAAACAGGUUUGAGACCAAAUUAAUUGGGCAACAAAUCAUAAUUCAGAGC